Molecule: messenger RNA, 2169 nt
Organism: Ochotona princeps (American pika)
Lineage: Eukaryota; Metazoa; Chordata; Mammalia; Lagomorpha; Ochotonidae
Gene: PLEKHG7
Product: pleckstrin homology and RhoGEF domain containing G7
Exons: 16
Biological process (GO): Rho protein signal transduction
Molecular function (GO): guanyl-nucleotide exchange factor activity
Source: RefSeq, a predicted model, not a curated record
UGCCUGGAAGAGCAGCCACAAGACACGGAGGCUGCUCCUCGGCCACUGUGGGGGGGCCUAUCCAAUAAGCAUCAUGAGAACCAGGGGAAUCUUCUUCAGUUUGACCGGCAAGCCCUGGGCCGCAUUUCUACCUCUCCCACGCUGAGGAGACUGAGGGGCAGGGGCUGGAGGACGCGGCCCUCACCGCCCCAGGAAGAUGCCUUAGAUACACACACCGAUGGAAGCUGCGGGGGACCUACAGACAAUCUUCCCAAGAGUCUGCCUGAAAACCCAAAGGAUGCUCCAAAGCUGACAUCAUCCCUGACGCCAGGGACAAGCUCGCCUUCCUCCGUGCAGACAGCGUUCAACAUUGCCCACUCGCUCGAGCCCCCAGCCAAGCCCUCUGAUGAGUGUGCCCUGCCCAUGCUUCAGACCAUCCAUGAGGGACCCCUUCUGCAGGCUUCUCUGCUCACCUCACGUCACCCAAAUCCUCAGGGAACACAGGUAAACCCGUCCAGGUUCUAUGAGCACAGGCGGAGUUCCGUGGUGCUGAACUUACCUGGACUUGAAGUGUUCCCUGGGGACCUUCUGGUGUCAGACGGAGCUGCUGAUUACCUGUGCCACCCACUUCUGCUGCUGAAUUCAGAAUCCAAAAAACCAAGAUGGCCUUUCUCCAAAAGGGGAGUGGGCAAAGACAGACACAAGCACAUACUGGAUCUGGAAAGUUGCCUCUCCUCCAUGAAGACGACAGACAGCAGGGACUAUGAGUUCUGCGGCCUGAAGGAUAAGACCUGGAAUGAUGUCAUGGAAACACAUCAGAAUCUUCCUAAUGACCAACCAGAUCUGAGAAAGCAGCUGGAGGCUGUGUGGGAACUUUUCACAAGUGAAUGCACUUACUUCUUGGACCAUUUAUUAGUCCUUAAGAUGGUCUUUAUGAAUACACUAAAAUAUCUGCAGAUUCAUGAAUAUCUCCUGGAUGUGAAUUUAUGGAGGCUUUUUGCAAACCUGGAAGAGUUAACUCAGACAAGCCUGGGUUUUGCAAAUAGUCUUUUCGGAGUCUUCAAGGAUUAUAUAGAUGCUUCUGAGACUACACCACCAAUGGAUUUUGUUUCUGUGCUCACAAAGUGCUUCCGCGGGCGCCUCUGUCCCAGCCACCAGACCUACUGCCUGAACUACUCCACUGCGGUCUUCUACCUGGAACGCCUCAGACACAGAGAUGACUUCAGCAUUUACUUAAAAUGGUGUGAGCAAAGCGAACACUGCAGACGGCUGCGCCUGACUGAGCUGCUGGUAGCUCCGCUGCACAGGCUUACUCGGUAUCCCUUGUUGCUGAAGAAUAUCUGGAAGAGAAGCACAGACCCUACUGAGAAAAUCGUGAUCUACUCCAUCAAGGAAAAGGUGGAAAAGUCCAUCAGAGAUCUGGAAGGGAAAGUGAAGUGGCUUGACAAUUACCAAAAAUUUAAGCAUCUGCAGGACAUCAUAGUGUGGCCUCCCCUUUGGGAGAGAGAUAAAAGAUUUUUCAUUCCAGAGUGUUUGAAACACAUUUUCAAAGAGCACAUGGCAGAAACCAUCUUGUCACCAACCAGCAGACACCUCAUCUAUGAAGGAAAAUUAACUCUUACAGAAAGCACAAGAUUCCUGGAUGUUUAUCUGUUUCUCUUUGAUGAUUUCCUCUUGGUUACAAAACCAAAGCGCAACAAAAAGAAGCUUGGAGGAUUGGACACUGGUUUAGUAUGUCCUUCACUUACUCCUGAACUGCAGACAGCUGUAAAAGAAGGAGUCUCAUGCACAGUACUUGAUCAGCCCAUUCCACUAGAUAGACUGGCAGUCAAAAGUAUUGAUCCACUCCACAUGUCAGUUUUUGGACUGAGAAAUGCUUUUCUUAUCCAACAUGAAAACAGAUACCACCAGUGUGUUGCAGCAUUCUUAUUACAAGCCCAAACAGAAAAUAUCAAAAAAAUGUGGAUGGCACAAAUAACAGCAGCAAUCUCCUGCUUCACCAAGAGUCAGGAAACCAAGAAAGUGUCCCUAUUCACGUUGUCUUCAGAAUCUUCUGAAAUUUAAAGACUAAACACAAGUAACAAGCCUCUUCUGAACAGUAGGGCUUACGUUUUAACUUUAUUCAAGCUUCUAUUAACACUCACUAGUGUCAACCUAGAAGGGAAUGUGCAGUUUAAAGCAGUUUCAGAA